AGUGGCUGGCAAAUUAGCUUUUGUAUUCUAUGUCAAAGCUGAGUUUUUGCUUUUCAGAUUCAUGCAUUAAUUUAAUAUGUCGCUUUGUCAUUUAAAUAUCAAAAUUUAAAGUGGAUUUUUUUUUUUUUUUUAUGGCAACUUAUGGUAAAGUUAAGGAAUGGUCGCGGUCAUUGAUAUGCAGGCCAAAGGAUAAUCUAACAACCGAGGCUGGCUUACGGGCACAGCGACAUGCAAUGGUGUCAACCAUCGAGUGUGAGUCUUUUCCAAACUCGAUGUCGAUGCUGAUUGGCAUGGAGUACGGGAGGACUUGGUUGCGGGACCGCGAUGAAUUUCAAAAGAAGCAUGACUCGAAAGCUCAGGUAAAGUUCAUCAAGAACGACUUUGAAUGGUGGCUGAAGCUGCGCAAGACAAAUAGGUGCACCUGCUCCCUCUGACAACUUUUCCCGUUUUGUGAAAAGUUUCGCUGCAUUUUGCUUACAAGUACAAUUAAAUUACUACUGCUGCUGCUACUGCCGACCGAAAAAGCUAUGCGUUCGUAACGGUAUUAGCAAAGACACACACCACGUCGUCGCAAGCUUUUCACCCAUUGUAAUUGCGCAAAGUUUGUUGCUAUCAGCUGGCUGCUGUUCAGUGCAAAAUUUCUUGCUGCGACAAUUGUGGAAAAUGUGUAUAAUUAAAAUUAAGCGAACUU
Messenger RNA from Drosophila grimshawi, 691 nucleotides. RefSeq lists its product as uncharacterized. The transcript is spliced from 2 exons. The record is from RefSeq and is a predicted model, not a curated record. NCBI's taxonomy places the organism in Eukaryota, Metazoa, Arthropoda, Insecta, Diptera, Drosophilidae. Bases 132 to 434 code for a protein of 100 amino acids.